CACGAUGGGACGGGUGCCAUCUCUGUUGGCUCUGUGGCCGCCGUUACAAGUGCCACUUUAGUCACAGCAGUUCAAGCUUGGGACCGGGGCGCCUGGUUGGCACGUGGUUCCGUGGUCGGAGGAUGUAAAUAGUGAACUAGUGCCUCUACUCUUCACGGCGGUUUUUUUGCCGAUGAGAGGGAUCUCUGUGGGCUUUAGAGGACGGGAAAUAUGCCGAAUAUGCCGUCUCUUCUUUGCGGUCUAGGUCAGAAUCCUUGACCCCCGCACCGAGAGUAGAUCGUUCGCGACUAAUCUAAUGCUUCGUGUUUUAGGAAAUUCGUUGAUGGACCUGUGUGGUUUACAAGUGUUUGUGAACAAUUGAAAGGGUCCGAAUUCGUGUUUUCGGAAAGUUCGUACGUUGAAUUGCUUGAAUAUUUACAAGUGUUUGUGAACAAUUGAAAGGGUCCGAAUUCGGAAAGUUUGUACGUUGAAUUGCUUGAAUAUUUACAAGUGUUUGUGAACAGCUAAAAGGGUCCGAAUUCGUGUUUUCGGUAGUUCGUACGGUGAAUUGUGUGUUUGUGAGCGACUGAAAGUGUGCCCAUUGCAUUUUUGUUCAGUUAUCGCUACGAGCUGUCGAUUUUUCUGUUCGUGAUAAGUUAUAACUCACCAUCGACACCUGAAUAUACGCCUACGCGGACAACUCUAUUCCUGGAAACCGUUUGGUGAGAUGUUUUUCGACCACGACGAAGAUACCCCCGAAUGACACAGAUGAGAGCGGCCUUCGAGAAGAAAAAGGCUUGAGUCACACAGUGGAACUACCCCUGAGGCAUCAGUCACUGAAUGGCCAAGGCGAACUGGCGCCUCCUUUCCUGCCUGGGUUCCGACGACACUAGGAGAGAGGGAGAGACGCUGAUGACGUCAUGGCUAGUGGUGUUUGGACGCAGCUGAGAUGCUCCUUUUGGCGACAUUAUCUCCAGUACCUGAGGCAGUGGCCAUGGCUUCUGAGCAUCAUCGUGGUCGCGGCAUUUCCCUUCGCUCUUCUGGCUGGGCUGAAAUCUACAGUCCCUCCUCAGUACCAGAGCGCAUGUCACUUCAAGUCCAGGAUAGUCUCCAGCCAGUGGCCCUUGUCUCUCCUGCAGUCUUACGUGUGCAACUUGGACAACGCGUGUCAGCAGACAGCGGCAGACGAUGUCAUAGACUCUUACCCAGGAGCCUUAAUCAAUACUCUAAUGAACAACACAGGGAAGACUCUAAAUGAAAUCAAAUUAUCUCAGUUUGCUUCUCUGCCUUCGAGCAUCAGCCGUCUUGCUAACCUCACACACGUCAUCGCGAGCCCUAAUCUCACGGCGCUCAUGGAAAACGGGUUGCGUGUUGGUGACGUCAUUCGGUCACCAGAGGAAAUGAAGAGUAUUUUAACUAGCAGAUAUGGUUUUGAGGAUGAUGUUGUUGAUGCAAUCUUAGAGUCCAGAAUUGACAUGUCAAGGGUGCUCUCCUUAGUAGGUUAUCGAGAUAUCAAGACUAUAGUAUGUUCACCCAAUCAGCUGGGGCAGUUCUUAGUUGCACCCACUAGUGAUGAUAUCUCGAGCAUCUCCACCAGCCUCUGCAGAAUUGAAAGCAGCGAAAUAGCGAAUAUAAGCCGCAUCUUCGUUAGCUCUUUGGAUGCAUCUAAUCUCAUUGACAAGGUCUCGGAUGUCUUACAAGCCAUAGGAGGGUAUGAAGCAGAGUCCCUGGUGCAUGAGGUUGGAGGACUUUUAGCCUCCCUGGGGCGGCUGGAGGCAUUGGCCCCAUUGGCUACCACACUGGAUGCCCUCAGUGUUGCCGCACAGCCUUUGAUAUCAGCCAUGUCAGUUCUUCAGAAAGCUGGAUGGGAUACUGAUAGUCUCACAAACCUUUUUGACUUGGCUGAGGAGUUCGUUCAACCUACAGAACUUAGCAACUCUAAGGAGGUUCGAAUGCUCAGCAACUCUAAGGAGGUUCGAAUGCUCCUGUCUCCGGAAACUAUGACAAGGAUUUCAUCUGAGGAGCACAGUUCUGACCCCUAUGCACAGUUGCUGACAACUGCUAUUCAGGCUGUCAAUAAAACUGAGUUCCAGGUCAUGGGAAUUACGAAAGCCACUGAAGAUGUCCCAGAACUUCACACGGCUGUCAUGCUUGUGACAACGUUGCUGCCGACUCUUCUUACGCCUGGGCCUACAAAUUUUACUGUCCUUGGAGAUUCGAUGGUCGUAGCCACUGAUCGCAUGCUGCCGGAAGUUCGGGUGAAAUUAGACAAGAUGCUUCCGCUGGUUCACACGUCCUUGCACUUGGCAACAAAGGCGUUAAGAGUUACCAGCAGCGCGGCACUGUGGCUCGGUAACGUCCCUUCAGCUGUGGCAUUAGAACUCCUCAAGACCUUUGCCAACGUGACGUUGACCAGGGUACUCGUGCAAGAGAAGAGGCUGGCUACGUGGACUUGUGCUAAAAGUUCUUGGCCAAACAUCAGUUCGAGUGACUGGGAGACAUUUGAAAAAAUCCUCUGUGACCGGGACAGCGUCAGAAAUCUGUACGAGAUCGAGGCUCUGAUGGAACCUUUGUCUGAUCCCAGUGCACUGCAGGAGCUGCUGGACUCGUUCUCCGCAUCCACCGUUAAAGACCUCAUGCAAGAACUGGAGGAGACCAUCAAGACUGUCACCUCUUCGUUUAACGUUUUGUUCCAAGACGAACCCAAGAGACGGAAGCGUUCUGUCGCUGAGGCUGUCGGUGGUUACUUGGGCGAAAUCCCCGCGGUGGAUCUGGAGAUCAUACAGAAGAUGGAGUAUGGUUUCACUGACACCAAGGGCUUAUUGCAAAACAUUACCCAAAUCUGCAUCACAAUGGCCCGAAGUAGUUUGAGUGAAUUGGAAAGAGCAGACCUCCUUCACCUGAUACGUCAAGAAAUCGUUUUCCUGCUUAGUGCUCAGCCUGUAGAGGUCUUCUCUGACGUUGUUGCAUCUGUUUUGGACACCGUCCUUCAAGUUCUGCGCGUUGUGAAAUCGCCAUGGCAUCUUCAAGACCUUGAUCUUAAUCGCCAUAUGUCUAAUAUCUUAUUCCGGGUGGUUCCAAACAACGCCUUUGAUGGUGUGUCAGCAGUCUUGCAGAUGCUGGAAAGCCCCACGAUUGAGGUGCCAGCCCCUGUGCCGCAGCUUCUGGGGUUACUCAGCGCAGUGCAUGAUAUCUUGCUUCAAGUCCAGAGUACUGGGUCUCUGCAAGAAUGGUUCAAGGUGAAGUUACCUUACACUUAUGGCCUUCUACAGGACAGCGUAGUUGUACCGCGGGUCCUGGCAAUCCCUUACCUUUGGACUUUGAAUGGAGUGCCGGAGGAAGCCUUCACCUUGGUGGUAAAUGGGACUCAAGACUGGAUGAAGUAUCCCUGUGGGUCUGUAACUUUGACUACAACUUAUCCGUCUUCUUCUGACAUUGAUAAACUGCCCGAGUCUUGGUCCGAUCUGGAGGACAUCAAGGAGAAUGUCAGAAGACUCGAAAAGUAUUUAUGUGAAAAUGGCACAAGGAUUUCCCAGGAGAUAGCUUCCUUUGAUCCAAAGUUAUCACAAAGUAUGCGGGAUCUCGUUGAAAAUGCAGUUCCCAGUCACAUUAAUGUGAGUCAUUCGAUGCAUCUGGUGAAGAACUUCGCCACGACUUUGGUCCAGUCCAGCCCGAAAUUCACGCAGGAGUUGACAGACGUCAUGCUUACGUUUAUGGAAGAGAUGCGACAGGCCUUCUCUUUGCCUUCUUUCGAUGAAAAUCAGAUUUACAGAGCAAUGGCAGGGACAGUGGAAGUCACCCUGCAUUGGUUUGACAAGUUUCCCAGCACCCAGUCCCUCUAUUCACAGAUCCAGUUCUUCAUGUACCAUGCAAAUGCCAUUGGAAGGGCCAUCAUCGAACUCUUGAAUGGGCCACCAUCAUUGGGAAGGUUUAUAGGUCUGCCUGAAGACUACCUACCGGUUAUUUUCCUACAGAGAGACCCGAAAGGAACUGCUGAUUUUCUCCUUCAGGAACUGACAAAGUAUUUUGUCUCCUCAGUGACGGCAAAGCUUUCCAUGGACUGGAUGGCUGCAGUCAACUCCACGUGUGAAAGGAGUGUCAAUCAGAGCUCCCUUGUGGCGCUUGCCUGCUACAUCUCUACCCACCCUGAACCGCCCAAUUUGCAGUCACCACUCGCAAGUGCUCUGGUCGAUGCUCUGACCUCCUUCCAGCAUGGCAACUUGGUCGUUCCUCGUGUGCUAUUGGAGGAUUUGGAGUCAACCGGAGAAUUUCUCGUCAGUGCCGUAGCCAGCUUUAAUCCAGAAAAUAUCACAGAGUUUGCCAGUCUGCGGAAGCUUUGGGAGGCAAUCGUUGCGGAGUCAAGGCUCUUUUACGAAGGCCUUGAGAAAGCGCAGAUGAACUGGCUGUUCAUGACACUAGACUUUGCAGCAUCACAGAACGAGCAAUUGACUGAAGUUCUAACUGAUGUAGAAGUCAUCCUGUCUUGGCUAAAGGAUCAGAUUCCUCGAAACAUGGACACAUUUCUGUUAAAUCUUCCGCCAUCUUUGAAGAAGAUCCAUAAUACUCUAAACUCGUCUUGGAUUGACCUUAUGGAUGGACUACACUUCAACAUCGAAAGAAACCCACAGCUGAUCAGCAUGAAUCUAAGCGAUGUUUGCUCCACUUCAGAUUUUCAGAGUCCAGAAGGUGACUCUUUGCAAUUCAAAGAUACCCUGGAAGACAUCUGUUCCAUCCUCAUGUCAUUCGAAUUUCAAGAACUGAAGGAUUGGUUUCAAUAUGAUCAGCUCAUCAGUGAUAUGAACAACAACACCAGGUCGUUUUCAAGUCAAAAGAGCUUAUCGUACCUGAAGGAUAUUAUAUCACGAUUGCGAGGUUUCAUGGACGAAGCGCUUCACAUGGGAUCUCCAAGUGGCAAUGCAUCAACUCCUGCUGAAGGUGGCGAUGCAGGUUUGGCCUUGACUCUGCAGCUCCCAACAUACCUCAGAAGGAACAGUGGCUGGAGCUUCUGGGUACAGACUGUACAAUAUUCCCUUCAGGGUUUCAGAAAAGCUACUUGUUUCCUUUUCAGCACCUUUAGUGACAGCCUUGACACAACUGAAGUUGCUCUAGGAUGGAUCAUAGGAGAGGAUCGGGUGUUCAAAUCUAAUCUGCUCAGGAUGGUCACAUUACACCAGACCUUUGCGGAAUACUUACUCGCCCCCAGCUUCCUGGACAUGUUGAAGGACUCCCCAGCUCUCCAGAAUAUCGUGGAAACGAUAACCGCCUUAGUCCCGAUGUCCUUGAAGGAUCUCGCAGGCAUGGUCUCGCAGAGACCUGAAGAGGUGGGGAAAUUGGUCCAGUUGUGGCAAGAAACCGCAGCAGCAGAAGGAACAGUGGGAUGGAGCAGUUUGUGUCAGAUAAACCUACAGAGCUUGGGUCCAAACUUCCAGGUGACCAUGACGCGAUUGUGUGAACUAAACACAGGUGACGUGAUCAGAGAAAUAGCUGGCUUCUUCAAAACAGAAUUAUACCAGGAACAGUUUACAGCAGAGAUAAGGGAAACCCUUGAGAACAACAUGGAAGCCUGGUUUCAGCUGCAACACCAAGUGCAAACUGGAACAUUCUUUCAAAAGUUCUCUGAUCUUGGUGCUUACUUGGGCCUUGAAACGUGGCGUGCUGUCCCAAGUUUGGUGUUUAACGUUACAUCCGAUGAAAUGUGGGACAACAGUACACUGAUUCUUGCAAAACUUCUGGAGCCAAUAGUCUUGUUCAGUAAGACUCCAGAAGGAGAGGACACCAAGGAACUCCUUCUCAAGCUGGAUCAGACCCUACGAAGCGUGAGACUGACUAUGGCUCUUGCAAAAGCAGGUGAUAUAUGGAAAGCUUUAAGAGAGGCGUACGCGGACAAGCCAGUGGUGAAUGAAUUCUUUGACAUGAUGCAAGUUCUGCCACAGUUCCUUCUGGAGUAUAUGGAUUUUUUCGGCAAUUACUCGGUGAUAUCACAGGCCAUGUUCUUCAGAAGCGACACUUUUUGUAACUUCCACCUGUUUCUCCUGGAUGGCAACAGGGAUUAUCUGGCCAAUAAGUCUUCCGUCGUGCUGUUUGAUGUCUUGGAAUUUAUUUGCAAUUACCAACACAUGUCACUGAUCCUCGAGCAGCUGAUACCAAACUCUCCUCCAAUCAUUGCGAACAUCACUAUGGAAUUAGAUGCAGCUAUGUUGGCAAAUUUGCUAGACUACGUCGUCUGGGAUGCCAUGUACAUCAUAGAGGGCAACUUUUAUGAGGGUCCUCUUCAAAUACCCCCUUGGGCUGAGGAGUCCAAAUGGCACAGUGUGUUUGAGAGGCUUCAAACCUUUCUUGCCUUACCACCGAAGGAAUUCAUCAUUCUUGCCACUGGCUUAAGCUUGGACACAGUAAGGUCCACUUUGGGUGAUCAGUAUAUAGUGCCUGCAGUAAGCAUCGUCUAUCAGGUUUCGAAGGCUUUGGCGAACAACAUCAACGAGACUACUGGCGAAAUCGACUUCCGCAGCAUGUUUGGUGGUUGGCACAAACUGGACGUCUUGCAGGAAAAGGUCACCAGUAUGCUUCCUAACCUUGUAGCUAUCGCUCUGUGGUUCCCCGAAUCUAAGGCGUACUACUACCUGAUGACUGGAUCGCAUCCCCACGAUGUCUACUACCACAUGUGCAGUGAAGGUGUGGAUGAGUGGGUUCUUCAUCCUUAUCUGACAGCUGGUCAAUGGGAGACAGUGCACGGUCUCCUGUGCCCUUCAGACCCCAUGACUCUUGAAGAUUUUAUGGAGGUGACCAAUGUUUCAGAAAUCAUCGAUGGAAUGACCAUCGACUGGCUAAAGAUUGGUCUGGCUGUGGAGGACAUGAUCAUGAAACUACCCUCUGUCACCUCCUCUGUCUUCAAACAAGCCAUGGAAAAUGAUUACGUCAAAAAUAUUUUGGAAUUAACUCCAAACCAAAGAAUUACCAGAGGCGUUUUGUCAGGGUCAUGGUUUCUACAGCAGUGGUUGUUUGGGACUUCGGCUGAAGAGAAACACAAUAUGGCCACCUUCUAUAUCCAGACUCUCGCUGCUCUUCGGCCUUUAACAACUCAUGAAGGGAGUCUCUACAGUAGACUGAGUAAUCUCACGACCUUCAAAGAAUUGCUGAGGGAAUACGCUGACGUGACGGAAGACAUAGUCAAUGGUACUUCUCUUCUCCGACAUAAAUACCAGGUUUCCCUGGCUCCUGGGCUGGUCACGGAAUGGCCCGUGGAGGGCGCCUCGGAGUCGUACGAGAACGCCAGGACCAACGUUUCGCAUUAUGAGCUUCUGCGGGAUUUCAAAGUGACGCUGUUGAAUCUGACCAAUGUGCUCUUCCCUGAAGGAGACUCCACUCUGUCCUCCACUCUCUCUCAGCUCUCUCUGGAGGAAGUCUUGGCUAAUCUCUCUGCUCAUUUGCUUCUCAGCACACCCGAGCUUCUCGAAGUUGUGGAGGCUCCUGUUUGCGAAGCGCUGUCCGGGAUGCAGUGGAAGUCUGUCUUUCAGUAUUUGAGCAAGAGUUUCCAGGUGGCUUCAAAGCAUGUGGGGCUAUGGCACAGCUAUGUCAAGUUCAUGUGUCAACUAUCAAGUAUCGACAUCAAAGAAGUUAUGGAAAAAUUUGAGGACUUUGGAUUAAAGGACGAUAUACAAGAGAUACUAAAUGGUGAUUAUCUACAGGAUGAAAAUCUUAGUUGCCCAUUCGCCUUCAAUCAGUUGGAAGUCCUACAGAACCAGGCAUCAUCUGUAGUCAAUGAUUAUGUAAGAAAUGAGACGGCUGGCGCUGAACUGAUGCUUUGCCUGGAGAUGGCAGCCAAUUCCACUACAGGUCAUCAGAUUAGAGGGAUCCUGUCUGCAGUGGGAGGGCUAUUCGAGGCCAGAAGUGAAGAUCGAGACGAAAUCCUUGCUGGCCUCAUAAACGCCAUGGAGACCAUCCCGAGUGCUUCCGUUUCUCUGAGAUCUCUCGCCUCAAGGAUAACAGUGUUAGUUCCGGCGCGACGAAUUCUGAAAGAUGAUUUCGAAGAAAAGUUCGAAAUGCUUCCAGAUGUUCUAGUUCUUCUCAGAAACGACUUCCUGAUGGUAGACGUCAAUCGGAUAUACAAAACUGACAGUGCGAAGCUGACAAAACUCUUGACAUCGAGAAGGGGGAUGACGAAAGUUUUCCAAGAGAAGACCACAUCAAGCCACAUCCAGAAGAGACAAGUUUCACCUCUCGAUCUUCUGUACGACGCCAUUUCCUCAAUAGGGCCAGAUGUCUUUGCAGAAGCAUUGUUAGCGAGUGUCAAUUCGGCCUACCUUGUGGAGGAGAUCGACCGGUUGAGGAUGGACGCUCUGUUGACCUCAGAGUCAUUAAUGCCGAUUAUGGAACACAUGAACGAGGCCGUGGCCACCCUCUCGAAACUCAGCAAGCUGGAAGCUGUUCUUGACCUCAGCAAGAUCAUCACAGGAGAGGUGGAUCCAGUAUCCUUCUUAUCCGGAGCAGUCCAACUGAUGCAAAUCAAGCUUUGGAAUGAUCUGGCACAAAGCGAAAUGAAGACCAAGAAGUCAUGGGAAAUAAUUCUUUUCGCGGAUAUUGGAAACUUCAGUCCACUUAUAUCAGGGUCCGAAUUGGAAGAGGAUCUCGAGCAGGUGAUUGGAGGAAUCAGUAGCCUUCAGAAUGCUAUUAACUUGGCAGUCCUUGAUUUUACAAUUCCGACAACGUCCUUGAUAUUUAAUUGGACGGAUAUGGAGAAGUACCUGAAGGAUUCCCUUCAAAUGGACCCCAGCGUCAUUGAGGCUCUCAGCACCACCGAACUCAACGUCAUGGAGGUGUUGUCGCUCCAAGAUGUGACCAUCGAAGAAGUCAUUUGCGGAGGGAAGAAGAUGGAGAACAUCGUCCGCCUGCCUGCUGAAGCGGAGGUCACGCUCGUCGACAUCAGCCGUUCCCUCUGCAAUGCUUCGGAUGCACAGGGGCUCGUCUCUGUGUUCCUGCGCCACCUCGAUAUCGGUCCUCUGAUUGCUACUUUGACGAGGUUUGGAAUUAACACCACUUUGUCCUCGUACGGGAUGACCCUGGACCAAGUGAUUGCCGACAUUGUCCGCUUGGAGCAGUCUGCGUCCUCGGUCCCAGUGGUGGUGGAUAUGAUGCAGAAUUUAUGGGAUGCUCUUCAGUCACCAGAGUUCUCUCAGGAAGAUGAUGAGGAAUCACAUAUAGAUGAACUCGUUUCUCCUGGUUUCCUGCAACGGGCCGGUAAACUCCUGUGUGGUGAAACUCUGCGUCUGAUACCUGAUUCGCUGGGUCUCAUGUCUGUGAAAUCUAAGAGUAAAAACCCUCCCACCUCUUCUGCAGCAGAUAGCGUUGUUGACUUCUGCAAAAAAUUGGAAAAGGACAUCAAGGGGCUGCCUGGCGGUCGCAUCCUCUUGUACUUCAUAAAGCCGCUGAUUCAAGGGAAGAUAUUCUACACCCCAAAGAACCCCAUCACGGAUGAAAUCAUCAGACAGGCUAAUCAAACCUUCAAGGCGGCAGCUGAUCAACGAGCGUUGUUGUACACGCUGGAGGAACUGGCACUCAAACUGACAUCCUCCAAAGGCACUUCAGAUUUACAGAGACUCGAAACUGCUUUCCAAACACCGUGGUUGAAGGAGAUGCUCGUCAGGAUGUUUCCAAAAGACAAGCAUUCCGUUUUCUCGGGAGAAGUCACUCAGUUACCGCCUAGACUUCACGACCUCGGGAACCUGACGCAGGAACUGACGAGCACCCUGUCUUUAGGAGUGAAGAUGAUGUCUUGUUUCGAUUUCCACCGAUUUGUUCCCGCCAGCAAUGAGGAGGAGAUGCUUGUCAAAGCCAAGGAGGCUGCGAGUAUCAACGAGUUCCUGGCUGGUAUCGUCUUCGAAGAUGUCGACAGAGCAGAAGAUUCUGAUUCUUCUUUGCCCAAAGGAAUUUCGUAUUCUAUUAGGGUGGACUUUGAAAAGACGCCAUCUACUUCUGCUUUGGGUCCUAAAUUCUGGCGACCCGGUCCCUAUUCCAACAUGGCCGUGCAGAUGAGGUAUCACCAGGGCUUCCUUCUCCUGCAGCAGAUGAUCGACCAGGCCAUCAUUCAGCUUCAUUACAAUGAGAGCGAAAAAUACAAAUUAAAGGCAUUGAAAUCGAGUGGCGCUCGGUUUUCAACAAGUCUGCAGAAUGUCCUGAGGCCUGAGGGUUACAAAGACGCCAGUGACAGAGGCUCUUCUUCUUUUCGGGUCCACCACCAGCAGAAGAGAGCAGCAGCAGUAGGAGACACCAGGUCCUCAAACGCCAGCUUCAGCAGGAGAGAAGAAGCAGAUAUGAUCCUCAACGUCCCUGUGUACACCAAACAAGAGCCGUAUCCUUGCUAUGAGAAGGAUGAGUUCAUGGCUAUGGUGAAUGAUUCCCCGGUUCUGAGUCUCAUUCUUUCGUUUGUCGCAUUCACCAUUCUGAUUGUGUUCAUCAUUCAACAUUUGGUGCAAGAGCGCAAGUCCAGAAACAAACAGCUCCAGGAAGUGAUGGGCCUGAAGGUUUGGCUUGACCACAUGGUGUGGUUUGUCUACUCUGCGACUCUAAUCCUGAUUGUUCUUCUGAUGCUGACGCUCAUCACAAAGUUUGGAGGCAUACAACCUAGAGUGAAUUUCUGGAUCUUUUUCACAUUUCUCUACUGCUACGGCAUCAGUCUUAUAUCAUUUUGUUACUUGGUGUCCAGUUUGAUAAAAGGACCUGUAAUGGCUGUGUUUAUUGGAGUCAUGAGUUUACUGGUGUUCAACGUCCCUUUCAUCACUGUCUCCGUUUUGCAUGCCAACAUCCCACUCUUUGGAAUCAUUCUGUCGUGUCUCUUGCCACCUUCAGCUUUCGGGUUUGGCUUCCGAAUCAUAUGUCAGUAUGAGCUGCUUGGUAUUGGAGCAAACUACGAUAAUAUAUGGACGCCACCACUGAAAGGUGCUGAUUUGACGCUGGGCCUUACAAUGGUGAUGCUGAUAGCAGACGCAGUUCUGUUUUAUAUCAUGGCAGUUACUGCUACGGCCCUCACAAAUGGACCUCUCCAGUAUCUGUGCCUCAGAGGGACAUCCGAGAUGACGUCACUGCCCGACUGGCCAGGAUACAGUUCGUCUCAAAGGGCCACCGAUUUCACUUUCAAUAUCUUUCAGGAGCCAAAUAUCCAGGUGCUGGAUGUAGACCCUGGAGUGAAGCAGAGUCUCCAGAAAGGUCUGAGUAUCGUGGGUCUUCGGAGAGUCUAUCAGCAGAGAGGUCGUGCCAAGGUCGGUGUCCAUAAUCUGAAUCUGGACCUCUACGAAGGGCAGAUACUGGCACUCCUCGGCCAUAAUGGCGCAGGGAAAACAACAAUCAUUUCAGCUAUCACGCGGGAAAUAGAGGCAACAUCCGGAACCAUCCAUGUCUACGGGCAUGACAUCAGGACUGCAUGGAACAAGGCGCGGUCUCUUAUUGGCUUGUGCCCACAGCAGUCUGUCCUCUUCCCGCUAAUGACAGUGCGCGAAACCUUGCUCUACUUUACCAUCCUGAAGGGGACGCCUCAGGAGCAGGCUGAUGUCGAAGUGAACACUGUGAUGGUGGACAUGGGCCUUUUCAACCAUAGGCAAUAUCUUGGUCGUCAGUUGUCCGAAGGUAUGCGUAGACGCUUGUGCCUGGCCCUUGCCUUUGUAGGUCGUUCAAAGCUUGUUAUUCUAGACGAGCCAACUUCUGGUGUGGACCCAGCAGCUCGGACGGCCAUGUGGGAGGUGAUCAGCAGUAACCGCUGUGGACGAACAAUAUUGUUUACUACACACCACCUAGAUGAGGCUGAGACAUUAGCUGACAGAGUAGCUGUAUUACAUCAGGGUCAGUUACUGUGCAUUGGCUCUCCAAUGGCCCUUAAAUCCGAAUACGGAUCCGGUUACAGCAUCAUACUCAGCAACAGGGGCGACUACUCAGGGUCUGACGUCGAGGAAACCCAAGAGAAGAUUUUCUUAAGGAAUCAAAGUCUUCGUUUCUCCGGCAUUGAAUUAGAAAAUGAAAACGCCGAUGCCGUCUGGAAACUAAUUAAGAAAUAUGUGUCGAAUGCCAAGCUUCUGGAGACUGUGAAUGGCGAGCGAACUUACUCUCUACCUCUCACCAACACCAGAGGAGAAGAGAACAGGAUUGCAGAAAUGUUUGGCGAGCUGGAAAACCGUCUGGAGGAACUAGGAUUCUCCUCUUUGGAGAUAAGGCCAACCAAUCUGGAGGAUGUGGUCAUCGCCCUAGAUACCAUCAAUAACCUGGACGGUGGUAUCACCAGCCACUCACAAGCCGUUCCCAUCAUGCAUCACGCUGAAAUGGAAGAUACUACUAUGAAGGGAGUGUAUGACUUCAAGCCUGGGAGGACAUUAAAUGGUGCCUGCCUUUGCCUCCAGAGACUGAGAGCCAUUCUGUACAAGCGGUUGAUGUCUCACGGGAGGCAAUGGAGUUUCUACGCGCAAAUGUUCGUGUUGCCUCUGGUCUUCGUCAUCUUAGCCAUGCUGGGAUCCCUCCUCAGACCCAUGUUCGAAGAAGCAAAGCCGCUGACGAUGAAGCCGGAUUUAUAUGAGCCUUCCGUCGCAUAUAUCAGAACUCUGAAUCACUCACUGGGUGGUCUUGCCACUGAGGUCACUGGAGAAGGGACAUGGCAGACAUGUCCAUCCACACUGGGGAAAGCCACAGAAGGAGGCCUCACUUGUAACAGCUCACAAGAGGUUGAAGAGCCCAAGUGCCUCUGCAGAGAUAAUAUCUGUUGGAUGAACUUGAGUGAUCAACCGAGCCUCAGUGAUUGGUUGAUAGGCACCAAAGGAAAAUAUUUGCAGAGAAGAUACAGCGGUCUUAGUCUCGGCACAGACAUCGCACAGACUGGGAGUGAUAAUGGUCCUGGAGUGAUGGUGUGGUAUGACAACUCCGUCUACCACGCUCUCCCAGCCUUUCUCAGCCAUUUCAACAAUGCCAGGCUCAAGAGACUCGUUGGGAAAGAGUUCAACAUCACCACUGUUAACCAUCCAAUCAAGUUUACGAGCAACAGUUUAUCAAGCAUGUCUGCCGAACAGCACAUAGCUGACCUGGGCAUUGGACUGUUGAUUCUCGUGUCGCUGACAGUUGUCGUGUCAGCAACUGGAGGCUACGUAGUGGCUGAGAGGGUCAGAGGAGAGAGGACAGUGCUAUACGUUGCAGGUCUCAGUCGUAACCUGUACUGGACUGCACACAUGAUCUGGGAUGCUUUGGUGAUUGCUGUCAACGUGAUGCUGACAGCUGCCGUCCUCCUCCUCUUCAACCAGCAGCAGUUUAUCUAUCGAGAGAAUCUUGCAGCCUUCAUUUUUCUGGCAUACCUGUAUGGGUUAAGCCUGCUGCCUCUGUUCUACCUGGUGGAGGGGACCUUCAAAUCGGAGGCCUCUGCGGUGCUCUCCUUCUUCUCGGCAGCUUUCGCCACCGGCCUCAUCACUUCACUCGUUGUCGUUACUUGCCAGUUUUACAGCUGGGUUGCGGACCUGGAUUACGAUAUUGGCUCCAAGGUUAUUACUUUGCAUGAAAUGGAAGGAGUGCUGAAGUACCUGUUCCUGGUCUUUCCCCCCUUCGCCUUCGCCUUCGGCAUCAAGGAUCUCUCCAUCAGCUAUGCAAAAAGUGCAAUACUGUCAAGGUUUGACAUUGACAUCUACGUGACGCCUUUCUCCUGGGAUACAAAGUUGCAAGGGGGCUUAGGACUACACUUCCUGUCUCUAGCCAUCUGGGCAGUUUUAGGGACAGCUGUCCUCCACACCUGGAGAAAGUGCCUGGGGCCCUUGCCCCAGCGAGCCAACUCUUCCCGGACACUGGCUGGCGCUGAAGAGGACAAAGAUGUUGCUGCAGAGAGAAUUAAAAUCCAGUGCGGCGGAGCAUCUCUCUAUGAUACAGUUCUUCGGAUAGUGGGGCUUGGAAAGGAUUUCACUUCACCGCCUUCAGUGGCCGUUUCUAACUUGUUCCUCGCAUUGAGGCGUGGUGAGUGUUUCAGUUUAAUUGGAUUAAAUGGAGCCGGAAAAACCACCACAUUUCGCUGCGUGACCGGAGAGCUUCGACCGUCCAGAGGACAAAUCUUAAUCAAUGGUCAGCUGUUGGAGGAGGCCCUUGCUCAACCCCACCCAACGAUGGGCUAUUGUCCCCAGAGUGAAGCCCUUGAUCCCAAUCUCACGCCGAGGGAGGCACUUUCCGUCAUGGCUCUCGUCAGAGGAUUUCCCGACUCUGAGGUGUCACAUGUACUCAGAAAAGCACUAGUACAAAUGGGGUUAUUGCAAGAUCACAAUACGUACAUAUCACAGCUUUCUGGAGGCACCAAGAGAAAGAUCUCGACAGCCAUGGCCCUCCUGGGGAAUCCUGUCUUGGUCCUUCUGGAUGAGCCCACGACUGGUUUGGAUCCAUCAUCGCGCAGAGGCAUCUGGUCUGCUAUCAAAAGCGUCACCCAGGAUGGUAGGACAGUGCUCCUGACUUCUCAUUCUAUGGAUGAGGUCAACAUCCUCUCACACAGAAUGGCCAUUAUGGUCAAUGGCUGUUUUGUCUGCAUGGGGUCUCCCCAUUAUCUCAAAAACAAGUUAGGUGAUAAAUACUCAAUAAGAAUCAAGACAAAUGUCAUUGAAGACAUGGCUGCCAUUGUGGACUUCCUCAGAAGUCAGUGGACGGACGUCUUGCUAAAGGAGCAACAUCAUUUGACCUUGGUCAUGGAGGUCAGCAGGAGAUUGCCACUGCAACUUAUAUUUGACUGCCUGAAUAGAGCAAAAGAGUUGGGGGUCACAGAAUAUGAUGUUUCUCAAACAACAUUAAAUGAGGUAUUCCGAUUAUUGACGUCACACCAAGAUGACGGGCAGCUUCCUCCUGCACCAGUCAGGAAUGAGUCAGAGCAAGCGGGACUCCCGAUACAUUUUUCCACCGACCUCCCUCAGGAAACGAGUGUCAUGAAGACACCAGAACAUACAUUCCACAGGAAAAAUACGCCUUUCAGUCCUGUCAAGAAACCUACAGUGGCUGAUGUAGACUAUACCCUCCCUGCUGUCGAAACAGACAGACCUCAAAAUUAUCGUUCCAGCGUUUACGACAACGUGAGGGACGACCAGUCUGAAAUAUAUGCCACUAUAGGUAAACACAGAGCGGUAAGGCCUUCGCCAGAUAUAGAAUCCUUCAGGUCAGAGUCUGGGUCCUCAGAUGAAAGCCCUGAAGAGGAAUGGACACAACUGUAAUCUGAUUUACAGCCUCCUAUACACAGAUGACUCUACCUGAAUGUCAUAAGUAUGUCAAAGAAACAAAUCAGUUGCCAGCAGUGUUCUGGUAGUCAAUUACAGGAUCAUGAGAUAGUUGAAGAUUUCAGUGCAAUGCUCUCUCAGUCAUUUUCAGUUGCCAUAACUUGCAGAUUCUAGAACAGUGUCCUGAUAGUCACGUUUGAGAGGUCUGGGAGACAGUUGUGAUUACAGUGCAGUGCUGUGACACCGUUUCAAUGUCAGAAAAAAUUAGGUUUCCAGGUCCCGGUGUAGUGUGCCGAUGAUAAUCACAGCCUUUUCAUAAACUGACAAUAAUGAGAUGGUACAAAUGAUCACGUUGAAGGCCUUGUGAACCAAGAAUUUUACUCUAUAUUUCACAUAUUUUCUUUCAGUUUUGCAUUCAUUUUCAGUGUUCCAAACUGAUGAUUGUAAAGUAAGAAAGCUUUUGUAGUUUUAAAGAAACCUGGCUGAGUGCACCAGGCCUUUCAUUAAAUAUACUGGAGUACUGCCCAUCUCAUUUUCCAAAUCAGUAAAUGGCAAACGUCCAAGUUAAAUGAAAAAGUAUUUUUCCAGAACACCAUGUCUUUGUUUUGGGAUUUAGCACGGCCUGGAAGCCGUUCUUCAAUAAGUGUCAUUAGACCAUUUUAAAGUGACAUCAUCUCAAUGUAUUCCAUUUUCUGUAUAUUUCUGAGAAAUGUUAAUGAAAAAAAAAAAGACUAAAGAUAUCAGA
Messenger RNA from Macrobrachium nipponense, 15921 nucleotides. RefSeq lists its product as uncharacterized. Gene Ontology annotation, molecular function: ATP hydrolysis activity; lipid carrier activity; ABC-type transporter activity. Lineage: Eukaryota; Metazoa; Arthropoda; Malacostraca; Decapoda; Palaemonidae. The transcript is spliced from 93 exons. The record is from RefSeq and is a predicted model, not a curated record. Gene Ontology annotation, biological process: transmembrane transport; lipid transport. Gene Ontology annotation, cellular component: membrane; intracellular membrane-bounded organelle. The coding region runs from base 900 to 15173 and encodes 4757 amino acids.